ACUACGGGAAGUUUUCGUUGGCCUCGAACGACGACCUUAGGCCUUAGUCUUAGGCUCUGCGGAAAGACUACAGAGUGGCAAACAGGGUAACUAAGGGUAUCGAUCCCAUCAGCAGAAUAAAGAGUGUUAAUGAAGAGCUGGAAGCCUGGUCUUCAAGACCGGGAGUGGGGCACCUCGCAGGGCAUGCCGGGGAUUGUAGUCAGGGACAUCCCGCUGCACCGCCCACCAACCGAGUUCCCGGGAGCCCCAGGUGGAGGCCGCCGCCCGAUCCCCAGCCCGAACUGGCGGCGUCCCGGUCGGGUCUGCGCGAGGCGCCAGAGGACCCUCCCUGAGGCUCAUGGCAGCGCCGGUCCGCUUGGGCCGGAAACGCCCGCUGCCCGUUUGCCCCAACCCGCUCUUCGUACGCUGGCUAACCGAAUGGCGGGACGAGGCAGCCAGUAGGGGCCGCCGCACGCAAUUCGUGUUUCAAAAGGCGCUGCGCUCGCUCCGGCGGUACCCACUGCCUCUGCGCAGCGGCAAGGAAGCUAAGAUCCUGCAGCACUUCGGAGACAGACUCUGCCAUAUGCUGGACCAGCGGCUGCAGCAGCACGAAGCAUCCGGCGGUGACCAUGCCCCGACUUCAUCUGGAGAUAAGAGUCCAGCCCGGGAAGGACCCUUUGCCACAGUCCAGGAUGCUUCCAUGCCACUUCCAGCCCAGCCCAAAGCAGGGGGCUCAGGCAGCUACUGGCCGGCUCGGCACUCAGGCGCCCGCGAGAUCCUACUGCUGCUCUACAGGGAGCACCUGAAUCCUAGUGGCCACGGCUUCCUAGCCAAGGAGGAGCUGCUGCAGGGGUGUACCCAGAAAGCCACCAGGGUGGCCCCUGGGAGUACUCGACCCUGGCCAGCCCUCCGCUCCCUCCUGCACAGAAACCUCGUUCUUAGGACACACCGGCCAGCCAGAUCUGUGUUCAUCAGGUACUCGCUGACGGCGGAGGGUCUGGAGCUCGCCCGGAAGCUGGCUGAGUCAGAGGGCCUGAGCUCACUGGACAGUCGUAUCAGGCCAGAGGAGCCCCCUGGGGAGGAGCCAGAAGUGCCAGGACCGGCCUCUGCUGAAUUUGGCGCCAGUGAAGGGAGUGUCCAGCAGCCACCCCUGGAGCUUGAGCCUGGAGAGUACAGGGUGCUGUUGUGUGUGGACACCGGCGAAGCCAAGGGGGCGGGGCACAGGCCACAGCUGCUCCUCGAGCUACAGCGUCUGCGUGUGCCCUACAUGGUGCGCAAGCUGCACGUCGGGGACUUCGUGUGGGUGGCUCAAGAGACCAGGCCCAGAGACCCAGCAAGACCCGAGGAGCUCGUCCUGGACCACAUCGUGGAACGCAAGCGGCUGGAUGACUUGUGUAGCAGCAUCAUUGAUGGCCGCUUCCGUGAGCAGAAGUUCCGGUUAAAGCGCUGUGGCCUGGGCCACCGAGUGUACCUGGUAGAGGAGUAUGGCUCGGCGGGCCACCUCAGCCUUCCCGAGAGCACGCUGCUGCAGGCUGUCACCAACACUCAGGUCAUCGAUGGCUUCUUUGUGAAGCGCACAGCAGACCUCAAGGAAUCGGCUGCCUACCUGGCCCUGUUGACCCGGGGCCUCCAGAGACUGUACCAGGGCCGUACCCUCAGCAGUCGCCCCUGGGGAGCCUCCGAGGCCUCUGAAUCAAGGCCGGGGCCCUCCCCAAAUCCUCUGUGCUCACUCCUCACCUUCAGUGACUUCAACGCAGGUGCCAUCAAGAACAAGGCGCAGUCUGUGCGCGAGGUCUUCGCCCGGCAGCUGAUGCAGGUGCGCGGAGUGAGUGGGGAGAAGGCGGCAGCCAUAGUGGACAAGUACAGCACCCCCGCCAGCCUAUUGGCCGCCUAUGACGCCUGUGCCACCCCCAAGGAACAGGAGAUGCUGCUGAGCACCAUCAAGUGUGGCCAACUGCAGAGGAAUCUGGGGCCCGCUCUGAGCAGGACCUUGUCCCAGCUCUAUUGCUGCUACGGCCCCCUCACCUGAGCUAUGCCACGAGGUCGACUCUGCCUGCCCACGCACACCCCCCCCACCUUCACAGGCUAGCCAGCUUUUUAAUCCGAAUCUGUUUGGCCACAAUAAAAAUAUAAGUAUUUGCA
Messenger RNA from Mustela lutreola (European mink), 2121 nucleotides. RefSeq names its product MUS81 structure-specific endonuclease subunit (gene MUS81). The record is from RefSeq and is a predicted model, not a curated record. Gene Ontology annotation, biological process: double-strand break repair via break-induced replication; DNA catabolic process; mitotic intra-S DNA damage checkpoint signaling. NCBI's taxonomy places the organism in Eukaryota, Metazoa, Chordata, Mammalia, Carnivora, Mustelidae. The transcript is spliced from 17 exons. Gene Ontology annotation, cellular component: Holliday junction resolvase complex; nucleus. Gene Ontology annotation, molecular function: 3'-flap endonuclease activity; DNA binding; crossover junction DNA endonuclease activity. The coding region runs from base 338 to 2008 and encodes 556 amino acids.